AUGGCAAUAAGGGAGUCAGAGGAAUUGCCUUAUAUGGCAAUAAGGGAGUCAGAGGAAUUGCCUUAUAUGGCAAUAAGGGAGUCAGAGGAAUUGCCUUAUAUGGCAAUAAGAGAGUCAGUGGAAUUACCUUAUAAGGUAAAAAGGGAGUCAGAGGAUAUGCCUUAUAUGGUACUAAGGGAGUCAGAGGAAAGAAUUCUUGUCUGUGUGUCUGUGUUGACGCUGCAAGGCACCGAUUGUAGGAUGGUGGAACUCGGCAAUGUCGCUGACAAGACUGGGGGACAGAUCAAUAUUGUUGACCCAUUGAAAUUGAAGGAUCAGUUUGGAUUGAUUUUGAAUGAUCCAAUUAUUGCGACAAAUGUUACAGCUAAAUUACAGUUACAUAGAGGACUGUAUUUUCGAAACGAAGAGACUGGUCCCCACGAAAGUCAAGCACAUCGAACAAUUGGUAAUGUUACUGCAGAAACUGAGAUCACGUUUGAGUUUGGGGUAAAAAAGAAAUCAGAUCUUCAACGAGCAGGUCAAAAUGUGGUGUAUGACAACCAAGGUGGUACAGUUGUAGAAGCUGGUGCAGCUGCUAAUAAGCCUUUGUAUGAUGUAUCAUCAUCUAGUGUUGCUGAUGCUCAACAGAGUGCUUUACAAGGAGUUGAGAGAUUGCCGUUCCAGUUGCAAAUACAGUACACCAGCCGAGAUGAAGCACAGUGCCUAAGAGUCAUCACUCAAGACAGGCCAGUAACAAACGACAGGGACCUUGUAGAGGACAAUUUGAAUGCUGCUGUAUACAGUGCCCACACUGCUCAGACCACAGCAGCCUUGGCAAUGGAAGGCGAAUACACCCAUGCGAGACUGCAAACAGCCGCCUCGCAUAAUCUAAUGAAACGACAUGCAGUUCAGAAAAAUGAUUCUCACUCUUACGAAGCCUUUAUGUUCAAUAUAGCACCAAUGUCGCGUGCCAUGGCACAACAGCAGAAGGUUGAAUUAAAUGUAUAUGGUCAAAACUUGAGUGAAGAUGAAGAUGUAUAUGGUGAUGUGGACGAUUGCGAGUCAAAAGAAGUCAAGACAAAGAAAACUAACAGAUUGGGAUUUCUACCCAAAAAAAAAUCAAAAAAGACAUUACGUCACAAAGCUGUGUCAGAUACGCAGGCGAAUGCAUGGUUCAAGAUGAAAAGUGCAAGUAGCGAUAUGUUUUAACCUAAGACACUCAUCAGGGUUACUGAAUCUCAAUAACAAUCUAAAGGGUUUGGCUGAAUGAUUG
This is a messenger RNA of Saccoglossus kowalevskii, 1252 nucleotides long. RefSeq names its product circularly permutated Ras protein 1-like. Gene Ontology annotation, molecular function: SNARE binding; zinc ion binding. The record is from RefSeq and is a predicted model, not a curated record. Lineage: Eukaryota; Metazoa; Hemichordata; Enteropneusta; Harrimaniidae. Gene Ontology annotation, cellular component: endoplasmic reticulum exit site; COPII vesicle coat. Gene Ontology annotation, biological process: COPII-coated vesicle cargo loading; intracellular protein transport; endoplasmic reticulum to Golgi vesicle-mediated transport.